AAAGCAAGCGGUUAUGCUGGUGUCGUCUAUGCUGAUCCGGGUCUCGGAUGUUGAUCAUCAGGUGAUGUGGUCGGCGGUAGUCUCGGCGUGAAUUGGCUGGUACAUCACAUAUUGUGGUUUCUUGGAUGAAAAGCCGAAUACCGAAAAAAGAUUAUCGCGCUAGUAUUGUAUAUUUGUAUACAAAUACAAAUCUGAGUAUACCCACCGUUUUUCUUUGUGUCUUUGGCUUCACACAGUUCUAACCAAGCAACAUGCCGGAUUUCACAGAUAAGCUACAGCCCAGCAAGCCAGAUGGGCCAACGAUCCUCGCCAAGGAACGCGCACAGUCGAACAUCUCAGCGGAGGAGCUGGCGCAGCAUUUGCUUUCCCACGAUGGAUUUCUUGAACGUCAAGCUCGUAUUCUGCCUAUUCUGGAGAAGGAACCACUCUUCAACAAGAAACAGCAAGCGAACUUAUCUCGCCCCGAUCUAUUCAAACUAGCUCUAGCUCGAGCUAAGUUGUUGCGACGACUAGUUGACCGGCAUGGAUGGAAUAUCGAUGAUUAUAAAAUGGCGGAGACUUUAAUUGAUGAUGUUUCACCAUACUUUCUGCACAUGCACAUGUUCGUUACAACCGUCAGGGAGCAAGCAAGCGAUGCCCAGAAAGCCCAUUGGAUGCCAUUGAUUGAAUCAUUCAAAAUAAUCGGUGCAUAUGCACAGACAGAGCUUGGCCAUGGAAGCAAUGUCCAAGGGUUGGAAUUGGAGGCUCGAUGGGAUCAGCGUACGCACGAGUUCAUUCUCCAUAGCCCGACUUUGACAGCAAGUAAGUGGUGGAAUGGCAGCCUCGGCCGAACUGCCAACCAUGCCAUUGUAGUGGCACAACUAUUGCUUCCUAGACCCGGAACCGAAACAUCAGCUAGCCCACAGUAUGUAUCACAUGGGCCACAUCCGUUUAUCGUGCAGGUUCGACACAUGGAAAGCCAUCAGCCUUUAGAUGGCAUAGUUAUUGGAGACAUAGGCCCCAAGUUUGGUUACAGUACCAUAGACAAUGCUUAUAUGCUCUUUGACCAGUUCCGGGUUCCUCACUCGGCACUACUGUCGCGAUACAGCCAGGUCGACCCAGAAACCGGGGCGUAUUCACAGCCGAAAAUGGGCAAAGUAGUGUAUGGCACCAUGACAUACGUCCGAUCACUCAUCGUUCACCAGUCCAGACUUGCGCUCGCGCGCGCAGUCACAGUCGCCGUCCGCUAUACCAGUAUCCGCCGGCAGUUUAAGGAUCGCGAUAACGCGAAAGGGCCUGAGAUACACGUUCUUGACUAUCCAACUGUACAAAUUCGCAUUUUGCCACUGUUGGCAACGACAUACGCGCUGCAUUAUGUCGGACUGGCGAUGCAGAAAACGUACAAGUCGGCUCGUAUGGAAAUUGAGCGUGGAGAUUUUAGCAGCCUGGCCUACAUGCACAGCAUGUCAUCCGGUCUGAAGAGUCAUUGCACCAACAUUGUGGCGGAUGGAAUAGAGACUUGUCGUCGUGCAUUGGGGGGCCAUGGGUAUGGGGGUGCCAGUGGAUUCACCCGAUUAGGUCCGGACUAUCUUUCUCGAGUCACCGUCGAGGGAGACAAUUGGAUGAUUACACAGCAGGUUGCAUCGUACCUGAUCAAAAGAAUGACAGAUGCUGCGGCCAACAUUCACACACCUGCAGUGGAUGCAAUUGACGCUUCCUAUAAAGAAUUCUUGACAGCUCAUCAAAAUGGACAGGUUAUCGAACCAUACGAUGUUUUCAACAGUGAUUAUGCCAUUGUGAAGAGCUUCCAACGUCGAGCAUCUGCUCUGUUGUAUGAUGUCUAUGUGGAGAGAGUUAUCAACAAAAAGCCAUGGACUUCCUUGAUGAUCCAACUAAACAAAGUGAGCCAAGCCCAAUCUCUGGUGAUUAUGGUCGAAGUCUUCUACGAGGCUCUCAAGUCAGAAAAAGCCAUAUCAGAGGCAGCCAAAGCAUCCCUAUGGGAUCUCUAUCGACUAUUUUCGUUUUACACCAUGGAAAGCUCAAGCUAUGAUUUUUUCAACUCGGGUGCAGUCUCCCAACGCCAAUUAAGCGAACUGCCUACCAAAGUUAAACAAUUUAUGACACAAAUCCGGCCACAUGCCGUUAAUCUAGUUGAUGCGUGGAUGAUUCCCGAUUAUCUUUUGGAUAGUGCAUUGGGUCGAUACGAUGGCAAAGUAUACGAAGAUCUUUUCAAUCGAGCCCACCACGAGAAUCCUUUGAACCAAAUUACAUUCAACCCCAACUACUGGGAGAAUGAGAUUGUCAAAGGAGGUGGAGAUGAGUGGUCAUCAAUUUUGGCAAAACUCUAGUAUUCUGGUUCACAUAUUUGAGGGGUGAUAACUCCAGUCACUGUUACUGGGUGAUUAUGUUCCAAAGUUUCCUAGGGCCAACCCUAAAUCGUAGAUGUCACGAAUAAAUUGUAAGACUAUUGGCUAUAUCCGUGUUUGGC
This is a messenger RNA of Talaromyces proteolyticus, 2467 nucleotides long. Its product is annotated as acyl-CoA dehydrogenase/oxidase C-terminal. The transcript is spliced from 6 exons. The record is from RefSeq and is a predicted model, not a curated record. The coding region runs from base 252 to 2327 and encodes 691 amino acids. NCBI's taxonomy places the organism in Eukaryota, Fungi, Ascomycota, Eurotiomycetes, Eurotiales, Trichocomaceae. Gene Ontology annotation, cellular component: peroxisome. Gene Ontology annotation, biological process: lipid homeostasis; fatty acid beta-oxidation using acyl-CoA oxidase. Gene Ontology annotation, molecular function: FAD binding; acyl-CoA oxidase activity; fatty acid binding.